Geodia barretti is the source of this 6369-nucleotide messenger RNA. NCBI's taxonomy places the organism in Eukaryota, Metazoa, Porifera, Demospongiae, Tetractinellida, Geodiidae. The record is from the annotation of a GenBank genome assembly.
ACCCCACUGCACAAGGCUAUCGUUGGUGUCGCAAUGUUGGAGCCGGGAGACAAGUUUGAGAGCGAGGAACACAUCAAAGACAAUCAGUGUGACAUCAUCAAGGUCCUGGUUGCCCACGGCGCCAGUCUCUCGGCAACAGACGAGGCGGGGCUCUCUGCCAAGGACCUGGCUCACGACCAAGACUUCUUUGAGGCCGUCGACCUUCUAGAGGAGCUGGAAGUGAUAAUAGACAAGGAGACAAGGAAGAGAGAGAGAAAGCAGAGGUUGAGAGAUCUCUACGCAGCAUGUGAAGCAGGAGAGGUGGCUAAAGUCAGGGAACACCUGCAAGUAAUGCCAGAGGCUAUCAAUGAGUUCAUUCAAGACGGGAAUAACCUACUAAUGUGUGCUGCGGACAAAGGCUACCUCGAAAUGGUGGAGUAUCUCCUUGACAACCGAGCCAUCGCCGUUGCGAACCCCAUCACCAACCUCACCGCGCUCCACAUGGCUUGUCGUCACGGACACACCGACAUUGCCAUCGCCUUGCUCAAUCGUCUCCCUGCGCUACUCGCAAUAGACGACUCGCCAGACGAGACUUCUCUCCACAUUGCGGCACGAGAGGGCCACGUCGAGAUCGUUCGAAACCUCCUGGCGGUCGCCGCCCGGGCGGAGCAACUCAAAUCGCUGGAGAGGUCCGAUUCCGGUUCCGGGAAAUCCGAUAUUUUGGUACCACUGUAUCGGUCUGGGACGGAGCGUGUGCAGAAGAACCUGGAGCUUCUGGAUUCACUGGGUGAGGUGACGGUGGAUAUAAUGGCCCCGUCUCUCGGUGACAGGAGAACUCCGCUGCAUGAGGCAUCGGCCGCGGGGCACGUGGAGGUGGUGAGGCUGAUCCUGGAGUUCAUGAAGGAGUGUUACUCCGGAGUAGGGAGUGGGGGAGGGGCGGAGGGGAGACUGAUGAGGUUAUCGUCGCGCACCGAUGGUGAGGGAAGCCAGUCUGGGAGCCCGGUAAAGUUGGACCACUACCAUUCUCCUCGGAGACCAAACCCUUCGUCUUCGUCGGGGAAGAGGCCCAGACCGGUGCCUGGCGUGGACCAGAUGACGAGACGAGGUAAAACUGCAUUCCACGAAGCGGCAAAGUACGGCCAUUUCGAGACGAUGACUGCGCUACUAGAGGCCGGGGCCGACAUCAAUGCCUACAUGCGCCCCGACCUGGACACCACUAUCAACGUCGACCUGACUGCUCUGGUUCAAGCGUGCCUCAUGAACCAGCCUGGCAUCGUCCGUUUCCUACUCAGAAAUGGAGCCACAGACACCAGACUAAAGGCCCUCUCACGCUCACUUCGACAGUCUCACAACGUAGUCGCCGGUCUCCUGCUGUGCUAUAAUGGAGGGGCACACCCGAUAAUCGAGGAGGCAGUGGCCCGCCCAACAAACGAUGGAGAAAAGUCCAGACUGGGCAAGAUCGGCGUCGCAUGGAACAGCAAAAAGCUUGCCUGCAUACACGAGAGCUGGUUACAGACUGUGUGUAUGGAGGUCCCUGUGAAUGGGAACAGGACACCGGUCAUUGCACAUCUCGACAUCUCUUCCAACGAGCUGAGAGAAAUUCCCAUUGAGGUGUUCCAAUUAGUGCACCUCACACGAUUGGACGCCAGUCGGAACAAGAUAACGAGUCUCCCUGUAUCCCACGGCAACGAGCGGGGUUGGGACUGCCCACGAUUAUCGGAGCUGGACAUCAGUUCGAACCGACUAACAACGAUCCCCUCCCUCCUCUUCCUCCUCCCGGAGCUGAAGGAGUUAAACGCCAACGACAACGAGGUCACAGAGGUCGACAUAUCCGUGUGGACUGCACCCAAACUAAACAAACUCUUUCUCAAUCGAAACAGACUCAAAGACUUUCCGUCUUCCUCCGAAUUAACCCCUUCAUCACUACCGCAGUCUCCGCCCACAGGGAGAGGGUGCCAGGAAUCAGGCCGCCAAGUCACUCACAGAGUCGCAAACCCAUUUGACGAGAGUCUCAGCGCGUGGAUAAACCGCCGCCGGGGGUCACGACCCAACACCGCCACAUUUGGCCGAGACCCGCGGAGGAUGAGUGUCGGAUCACUGCAGACCUCAAUCAUGAGCUGGCGGUUCAAAAACUUUCAAGAUUCGAACUUUGCGGUCGACGAACUCGACGAUUUGGAGAGCGAGUCCUCCGAGGAAGGGAGCGAGGGAGGUGCUCUAGAGCACAUCGACCUCUCGCGUAACUCUCUGACCUCUGUACCCGCGGGGCUCAGCUGCCUGGCCCCGAAACUCCAAAAACUAAACUUGUCUCACAAUCGUAUUCGCGGUCUCGGGCAACUCAGCGAGUUCCCUCCCGGCCUGGAAAUGCUCGACGCUUCAAACAACGAGCUGUGCUCAGCCAUCACGGAGUCAGCAUCGCUAUCGGUGAUGACCCCCUGUGCUCGGCGCUCCCUCCCUCUCUCCUCGGGUGGAAACGCGUCGUUCCUCGAGAGCGUCGUCUCCCCAACCUCCUCCCUCCGUCCCUGCGGCCACAGGCUCCAUAGAAACCUUCAAAAGUUGUCGACGAUUCGGUUGAGUCGGAACCAACUGGUGGACGUGCAGUUGUUUCGGACCGUCAGUCGACCCAAAGUGGGCGAUCUCACCGCGUCGCUGGAGGAGACGUCGACUCGCGAUGCUCAGAGACAGCCGUCGAACGAUCCGUUUGCCAUUCGAGUUGCCCCGGGGAAGCCCGCGGGAACGCCUUGGAAAGAGGCACUGAGCAAAUCGAUGAGCGGACCUCACUCACAAGACGUGACAAGCUCGCCGCCCAUGCGUGGAGGGAAACACCCGGCAAAGAGGGUGGGGUCUGGGGACACCGUGCAUCGCGGAGCCGGGGGUUCAAAUUCAUCCAACAGCGGGGGUUCGGGUGACGAUGGGGGGCUGCAGUCCCCAUCUCACACCAUCCUCUCCCCCCUCUUCCCCAUGCUGUCGACGCUGGAACUAGCCCAGAACAAUCUCCACAGCGUUCCGGUCAACAUACACCUGGUGAGCACUCUGGCGUGCUUCGUUCUCAGCCAGAACCCCAUCGAGAGUCUCCCGUUGGAGCUGAGCAACCUCGAACAUCUCUGGAACCUCGAGUACGAGGGCUGCAACCUCAUCUCUCCUCCUAAACAAGACCUCGACAAGUUCAGACUGGCCGCCGACAAGCUUCUCUACAUGAAGUCACUCCUACACGAUGCAAAGCCGAACGAGAGUCUGAAGCUGAUGUUGGUCGGUCUGCAGAAGAUGGGAAAGACGACGCUACUGUCGAAACUGAGGGAGGUGAACGAAUCAACCACAGCGGCCUCCACCUUCAACGAGAGAGUGAAGGGAGAGGAGAAGGAGAGAGGAGGAGGCAGAGGGAAGAAAAAAGGAGAGAUCCUGUCAACAGUGGGGGUAGAUCUGGGAAUAUGGAGGUACCGCAAGGACCUGGAGCCUGACCUGAGAGGCAAGAAGAAGUCGGGAAAGACCAUGAAAUCCGUCACGUUCUUCACCUGGGAUUUCGGGGGUCAGGAGGAGUAUUACGUAACCCACCAGUGUUUCCUGUCUACUCGCUCCCUGUAUCUCGUGGUCUGGGACGUGGAGGAGGGGGAGGAGGGGAUCGAGCAACUGGGCCCCUGGCUACACAACAUACAGGCGAGGGCUCCAGGGUCGCCGGUGGUGAUAGUGGGAACUCACAUGGACAGAGUUAGGGGAGAGGAGAGGGACAGGAGGAAGGUUGAACUGUCCAACAUCAUCAAAGACAAGUAUCUGGUUGGUAGAGGCCCCCAACAGCAGAGGGAACUGGGACUGCCAAAGAUCAGAGAUGUAGUCUACGUGGCGUGUCCUACGUCCGGACGAGAAGAAGGCGUGGCAGACCUCCGGAAGGCACUCUACGACAUCGCCUUCUCCCUCACACUCCCCAAAGUGGGUCAUACCGCAGGCACCAAAACCAAGCUACUGGAGCAGCCCAUCCCCGCCUCCUUCCUCAAACUGGAGGAAAGGGUGAGGGUGCUAGCCACGGACCUAAAGAGACAGGCUGAACCACCACUCCUCAAAGAGAACAAGUUCAGAGAAGAGACGAGUGACAUCAUCGCUAAUCCGAGAGAAUUAGACCAGGCCGUCACUUUCUUACAUGAAAACGGAGUGAUGCUGCACUACGCCACACCAGCGCUGAGCCACCUCUACUUCGUGGACCCUCAGUGGCUGUGUGACAUGCUGGCCCACGUCGUCACUGUGCCUGAAGUCAACAGCUCUCAUCAGGAAAGACGCGUCUGUCUGCUUUCACAUGUCCUCUACUCCAGUCCAGAUGCAGGGGAUUCUGCGUACUGUCAGUCCUGGCCCACGUCUUCAAAGGCAAGCACUCCCCCAGGAACACCGUCGGAGUACAUCGAACUCCUCGAGCACAUUUCCGACGAACUCUUUAGAACGGGGCUGAUUCUGAGGAGAUUCUACUUCAUGACAGGUUCCCAGACUCCGAACCACGGAAUCGAGAUAUUGGUACCAGACACCGUCUGUCCGGCAGUGUUGAGGAGGGAGACUGAGGAGGGAGAUGGAGGAGAGAGGGAGAGGGUGUGGAUGAGUGCAGGGUUGCUGACUCAGGCCGUCGAUUUCAUAGACGCACUACUGGAGGACUGGUAUCCUGGACUCGGGGCCAGGGAGGGGAACACCACAGUCGAUUCAAUCCCCCGCUCCUCCUUCUCCCCCUCUCCCGCCCCCCGCGAGACCAGAUUUUCCCCCGGAACAACGCCCCCUCAGCCCCCCGCGUUCUCAGUGUCUGAACCCCACCGGCGCAGUCGCACUCCCGAUCAUUCAGACCUGGACCACUCACCCUCACAGCAUCGUCGCUACCGUGCAAUGAACAUUCCCCGCUCGCCACGCCCCCUCUCAUCUCGCCAGAACUCUCACGAUCCCUCGUACACCGACAAAACUCCUCCGUUGUUGGAGAAGGGGCGUGGUUCUGAGGGUCACCCCAGAGGUCGCUCUCUCUCAUCUCCGCUGUCACGGCGACUCCGAGACGCCCUGGGUGCACCCACCAGUCGCCGUGACAACAAGAGCCAGGAGGACCUGGUGGAGUAUGCCAACGAAGUAGAACCAAUGACAGGGGACAAAGAGCUGAAGCUGGCGUCCAAGUUUGGGUUCAUGAUUGAGUCUUGCAUCAUGGCCGCUCGAGCCAGAGAGGACCUCGUAUGCCCCGCCCACCAGACACACCCACUUCCUGUCAGAGACGUUGCUCCAGACGUGGUGUUUGCAGACCUGCCCACCCAGUUUCUGUUGGACAGUGAGUGUGUGGACAAGGGAGUCUACGUCGACCACGGAUCUUUCGGUGACAUUUACCGCGGCACCGUCUACCCCACUCCUACCUCCACCGACGACGAGGGGAGGGAAGUGGCACUCAAGAUCGACAGACUCGACUCUAAAAAGUGCACACCCGAAACUGCCACCAAGUCUUACAUUGAGGUGAGAGCUGAGGUAUCUCUCCUCCACAAACUCCACCAUCCCCACGUCAUAGACUUCAUUGGAGUCGUCCUCCAGCCCCUCUGCUUCAGCCUGGAGUGGGCCUGCGGUGGCUCACUCCACUCAAAGCUGGGCAAGUACCGCAAGGUGGACGCCAGGAUUGGACCUCACGCUCUGCAACAGACCGCUCUCCAGGUGGCUCGCGGUCUGUCUUACCUCCACCAACAGAAGGUCGUGUAUUAUGACCUCAAGUCCCCCAACGUUCUGGUCUUCCAGUUCCCUUCUCCUCAGCAGAGUAUGCAGAUGGCCGCUCAACAACUCUCCCCAGAGGAUGUCCCUCCAAUCUACCUGAAGAUUGCAGACCUCGGUAUCAGCAGGAUCAUGUCCCCCGGGGGAACCAUGGGAUUCAAAGGUUCCCCCGGGUUUAUGGCCCCCGAGAUUCUCAAAUAUGUUGGCAUGGAGGCCGUCACUGAGAAGGUGGACAUCUACUCGUUUGGAAUGUUCAUGUACGAACUGAUAUCUCUGUACUUUCCCUUCGAGAAGCAGAACCUCAUGAGCUCUCAGAUAGAGAACCUGGUGGUGGAGGGAGAGAGACACCUCAUCCAGAACAGAGUGAGUGUGUGGACCCUGCUAUUCCCCGAGUCCCUCGUGACAAGCGGAGGUAGAGAGGAAGCAGACGGCGCGGGAGGAAAGAGCGAAGCAGGAGAAGGAGAAGGAGAAGGCGGAACGAAGGAGGAGAGGAAGGAGAAGAAGGCGAGGAAGAGGAGAGGACAGGAGGAGGAGAAGGACGGACAGGAGGCGGAGAAGGAGGAGACGGAGGGAAGGAGGAGAGUAGAGGAAAGCAGGAAGGAGGAGAAGGAGGAGAGGAGGAGAGGAAAGAGGACGGAGAAGAGGAGCGAGGAGAGAGCAGGAGGCGAAGGAGGAGACGGAGCGCAGUGA